Messenger RNA from Salvia hispanica, 902 nucleotides. RefSeq lists its product as uncharacterized. Lineage: Eukaryota; Viridiplantae; Streptophyta; Magnoliopsida; Lamiales; Lamiaceae. The record is from RefSeq and is a predicted model, not a curated record.
UUUCAGUAGUCUCCCCAAUCAUGGAAGACGUCACCGUCGCCGUUGCCGGCGAUAUCGACAGCUGCUGCUCCACUCCCUUCGUCAGCGCUCCGUCCAGCCCCGGCCGCGCCACUCCUCCCUCCGGAUUCUACUUCAGCGCACCCGCCAGCCCCAUGCAUUUCGUGCUCUCCUCCACCGCUCUCAAUUCCUACCCCUCCGCCGCCGCCGAUUCCGAUUUCGAUUUCUCAGCCACGCUGCCAUCCACCGCCGCAAACUCACCGGAACACAUGAGCUCCGCCGACGAGCUGUUCUUCAACGGUCAGAUCCGGCCGAUGAAGCUCUCCGCUCCCCUCGAUCCGCUAAUCGAAUCGGAGGAUUUGAAGGUGCGGCGGCGCACCAGAUCCAUGUCGCCGAUGCCGUUGGAGGAGAAAGGAGCGGCGAGGUCUUCGUCGAAGCGGUGGAUAUUGCUGAAGGAGUUUGUGUACAGAAGCAAGAGCGAAGAGCGAAACGAAGGCCACAAGUCGAAGAAAGUGGCGCACAAGGAGAAGGAGAGGAAAAAGAGAAAUAAUGAUGGCGGCGGCGGUAAGAGGAGGGUGAUCUCGGCGUCAGCGCACGAGCUGCAUUACACAGCCAAGAGAGCGCAGGCGGAGGAGUUGAAGAAAAAGACGUUCCUUCCGUACCGGCAGGGGCUGCUUGGGUGUUUGGGCUACGCCUCCAUCAACGCCUUUGCCAAAGCUUUCACUACUGUUUCCUCUACCUAACAAGUAACAACCACACACACACUUAUAUAUAAUAUGAUGAAAUCAAAUCAAAUGGGUGCAUGGAUUAGCAGCGAUUCAAAAUCGUUAUAUGAAUUUUAUCUAUCAAUUGCGGUGGAAGCAGUUAUUAUUUUGUUACCACUUCUAUCAUCUAUGAUUGCUAUU